Messenger RNA from Quercus lobata, 1146 nucleotides. RefSeq names its product LSD1 zinc finger family protein (gene LSD1). The coding region runs from base 227 to 751 and encodes 174 amino acids. The record is from RefSeq and is a predicted model, not a curated record. Lineage: Eukaryota; Viridiplantae; Streptophyta; Magnoliopsida; Fagales; Fagaceae. The transcript has 8 exons.
UCGCAUAUAUUUAGAAAAGAAAGGAAUUCCAUCUUCCUCUCUCUUUCUCUCUCUCUUCCUUCUCUGACUCAUUCCCCCCUUUCUCCUCCAGAGAAUCCGUUUCCUUCCUUCUGGAUCUCAAUCCAUCCCCUCAAGCGCUUUCAGUGCUGCUGCUGCUUUGCCAAGCGAUCGUCAGGAAGAAGGGGGCCCAGGGAAGGGGCUCGCUACUUUUGAAAAAUAAUCAGAUAUGCAGAGCCAGCUCGUUUGUAAUGGGUGUAGGAGCGUUCUUCUGUAUCCUGGAGGAGCGACAAAUGUUUGCUGUGCAUUAUGCAACACAGUGACACCAGUCCCUGGGACGGAAAUGGCUCAGCUUGUAUGUGCAGGAUGCAGGACAUUGCUAAUGUAUACACGCACGGCGACAAGUGUUAGAUGCUCUUGCUGCAGCACAGUGAACCUAGCACCAGUACCUACUCAGUAUGCCCAUGUCAAUUGUGGGAGCUGUCGGACAACACUCAUGUAUCCAUAUGGAGCUCCAUCUGUCAAAUGUGCAGUCUGUCAUUAUGUUACUAAUGUUGGUAUGGCCAAUGCAAGGCUUCCAAUUCCUAUGCACAGACCUAAUGGGACAGCCUACUCUGGAACAACACCCUCUACUUCAACGUCAAUGCCUUACUCUCAAAGCCAAACAGUUGUUGUUGAGAAUCCUAGGUCUUUUGAUGAAAGUGGCAAAUUGGUGAGCAAUGUGGUUGUUGGGGUCACAACAGACAAAAAGUAAUACAAUGACAUAUCAGGAACUAUUGCUGCUAGUUUUAUAUUGUAAGAAACAAUCCACGUCCAUCUCCCCACGUCCAUCUCUUGGGAGAUGGACGUGGAAAUUGUUUGUGUAUAUUUUGUUGAGAUUGGCAUCAGUACAAUAAUUUAAGAAACCAUUUCCAAUAUAAUGCUUGAGAGAAAUUUUAUGUGUGAUGUAUAUUAAGGGGAUAAGAAAAGUGGAGGUUGUUGUACUAGUCAUUUAUGAUUGUCAAUGUCAUAUUGAACCCAUUCUUUGCAACAUGUUUAGUAGUGAAUAUGCUGAUACAGUAUGUCUUCUUCAAAUGCAAAACAAUGUAUAAACAGGAUUUUUUUAGCCAUCCAAAUUUUGGGAUUAAGGCUUUGUUGUUGUUUGAUAAA